AUGUCUUCCCGCGCACGAUCUUCCACUGCUGGUCCCAGCGGCUCCGUCAUCGAGCUUCCCGACUAUGAGCCUCCGAACCACCCGCUCAAUGUCUCUGGCCAGCGCGCCCUCUACAACCUGCUCGCCCAGCAGUACCAACCGAGACUCCAGCAGCACCUCCGCGACGCCGCCCAGCAGCUCACCGACUCCGCCUUCGAGACUAACGAUCGCCUAUGCUAUCUAAAGGGGGCCACGAGGAAGCGCAAGGAAAGGCAUCCCGAGCCAGACGAGCAUGACCAGAGCCGCGAAGAGCACUUGCAAGUCUUCCAGCGGGACGUCGACACCAUGACAAAGCGGAUUGAGGAGCAAAUCCGGAAGACGAUCGAUGGACAAGAGACCGUGAAGACUUUGGAAGAGACGCUGCGCCACGUGAAGCAACAGGCAGCCAACAACGCCACGGCGUCGCAACGCGUGACGCAAACACAGCGGCAUCGCGACGACGACGACGCUUCCGAAUUCGACCCCACGCUACCGGGUACCGCGCAAGUCGUCAUUCCCAGCUCCCUCUUCAAGCAGCGUGUCCAAUCCGAGCGCGCUCAUUAUCAGGCCCUCUCUCUCGCUACGCGCUACGCGCAUCACAACGAUUACAAGAGCUUCAAGCGACAUGUGCACGAGGCAUCAUACCCUGAGGAGACUGCACCCCCGAUGCCGCCGGAGCACACGUGGUUUCCCAGCGCGGGGCCGCCGGCACCUGGAACGGCGCUCGAUGCGGCAGGCGAUGACUCGGAUGACGAUAUCGCGAUUGCGAUGGAGCGGAUUAGCACGAAGUGCCCGCUGACGCUGCAGGAGUUCCGCGAACCCGUCAUGAGCACGAAGUGCCCGCACACAUUUGAGAAGGCGGCGAUUUUGGACAUGAUCCAGCGGAGUGGGCCGAGGGGCAGAGGGCCACGCGCCGCUCCGUGUCCGGUUUCGGGAUGCAGCGAGAUUCUCACCGAACGUGACCUCAACUCCGAUGGCGUCCUAGUUCUCAAAAUCCGACGCAUACAAAAGCGCAAAGCGGAAGCGGCAUACGAAGACGACGACGAUGACGAGGGCGGCACCUCACGACGCAACAAUCGCGCCCAGUCAAUCGACUCGGACUCAGGCGCCGAGGACAUCGACGCAAUUGAGCGCCGCCAGCGCAUCGCCGAGAGCCAGGCCUAUACGCAAAGGAUCAAAGCCGAGAGGGUUACGGCUACGCCGUUUGCUGGUGGGAUGGAUGGCGCAGCGGAUAUGUCUACGGUAAGCCAGGUUGUGGAUUUAGGAAGUGAAGAGGAUAGUGAGGAUGAGUAA
Messenger RNA from Aplosporella prunicola CBS 121167, 1311 nucleotides. RefSeq lists its product as uncharacterized. Bases 1 to 1311 code for a protein of 436 amino acids. Gene Ontology annotation, cellular component: nucleus; Smc5-Smc6 complex. The transcript is spliced from 2 exons. Gene Ontology annotation, molecular function: SUMO ligase activity; zinc ion binding. Gene Ontology annotation, biological process: double-strand break repair via homologous recombination; protein sumoylation. NCBI's taxonomy places the organism in Eukaryota, Fungi, Ascomycota, Dothideomycetes, Botryosphaeriales, Aplosporellaceae. The record is from RefSeq and is a predicted model, not a curated record.